Molecule: messenger RNA, 1344 nt
Organism: Linum trigynum
Lineage: Eukaryota; Viridiplantae; Streptophyta; Magnoliopsida; Malpighiales; Linaceae
Source: the annotation of a GenBank genome assembly
CAUGGAACAAAUAAUAAAUCAUAUAAAAAAUAGAAAAUACUGAUUUGAAAAAAAACCAUAAAAUGUUGAACCGCAAGUGACCUGCGGUUGGACCAUGGCCGGACCGCAACUGACCAGCGGUUGGACCAUGGCCGGACCGCAACUGACCUGCGGUUGGACCAUGGUCGAACCGCAAGUGACCCGCGGUUCCCAUUUUCUGUGUUUUUUUUUCAAUUAAUGUUCUUAACUCGUCGGAGUCGCUACUCAUGAUUCAAACGUCAUAUCAACGAUAUCGGCUUCAAAAUGACGAUGAUGGAUUUUUCUCUCCUUAGAUAGUGUUUUUUUAGUCCAAGUGAUGUUUGUUUGAGGAAGGGAAGGUAAAGAAGCUAAGGGGGUUAAAAGUGUAACUUUGAUACUUUAUAGGGCGACCUUUAACAAUUUUAAGGGCGACCUUUAGCAACUCCCUAUUUUUUUCGUUAAGAGAAGCGCCCUAUGUCAAAUGGUUCUAGCCCAGCAGUUCCAACUGCAGUCCCGGUGAUCCAGCAGGCUUCUGCAUCCAAACAGGUCGCAGUAAUCCCUCACCCUCCUCCAGGUGGUAAUACGAUCAAAUCACCAAACAUGGUUCCUAUUCCCACGGUUUCGAACAUCAAGCUUUCUACACCGGUUACUAAUCUCCCAGCCACGAGAAAGAGAGGAGUUUCAGCUUCAACUAAAGUCCUGAAGGCCCCAAAUGCUUCUAAGAAUACAACUCCAACAGGCUGCACUGUGAUUACAUCGGAGAGGGUCAUGGUUAGUCCUUGCAAGCACAUAUCUUACACUGUGGAGAGAAACCGUCGCAUUUCUUCUCCACUAAAACCUGGGGCCAAGAGAUCUGGAAAGAGGGACUGCGUGAAGGGAAGGCUGGACUUUGGUUGCUCAGAUGAGAUAGUAGUGAGUGUGGAUAAGAUCAGAGUCGAUGAUGGGACUUCCACGCCCGAGCCUGAUAAGGAUGAGAAUGUGUUUGGCCUUGAUUUACCUAAUAUUUUUGGACCAAAUUUCUCCUUCAGCGAUCUGAUGAGUGAUCUGGAUUUUGGACUGGAGGGAUUUGCCUCCUGCCCUUGUGAACCAACCUCUGCUUCUUCUACAGAUUCAGCUUCUGGGACAUCACAAGAUGGGAAUGCAGGGGUAGAUCAAGUGUUUUCUGAGUUCUGCUCCUCUGUUACAGAGGUGAUAUCAGGAAAUGAUAUGCAAGGUUGUUCUGAUGCCGUGACUGCGGUGCAAUCCGUCACAAAAUCAAUAAAGAUAUUGUGCCCUGCACAAGGGUCGAAUGGGUUCUCAGAAGUAGCAUGAUUGCAGCUUUGAUUGUGAAGGAUUGAAAUGACCCAG